GCCUCGGAACUCGAUGCCCCGCUCGAUAGCUACUUCAACAUUACUGUCAUCCGGUCAGCUGUAAGCUCAUUUAUAGCUCGCUCUAGGCUCGCUCUAGGAGUUUAUCAAAGAGACGGAGAUGAAUGGAGUAGAAUGAGGAGAGGCACUCAGCAUUACUAGAAAGAUAAUCAGGUCAUCUUUGCAAUUGGUAUCCCUCAUAGGCCUUCCUCGCAUUUGCAGCUCGUGAAUACAUGCAGUACAGCGUAACAAGCGCACGUGACAUAGAUUUUCUAUGGGAAUGCUUGUGUGUCGGAAAUGACAAUCACAUCACGAUGAGCUUGUACCGGCUAAGUCUCAUCCUGCUGAUUCAUGGGACCGCUUUGGUACCGUAUGGAUGCCAAGGCUGUGCUCCUUACGGUGCUAUCAAACACUGGACUGGACCAAGUUUGUAUCGUUCGUGCAGAGUUUGGUAUUUCAAACCUCUCCUUCGUUCUCGAGCUUCAAUCCAUUCGCCAAGUUUCGAAGCGUCUUGUCGAAAUACUUCGUACAGUUUUCUUUACCCGUGCUUGAGAGCCUGUACACGAUCUCAAGGUUCUAUGCAGGAUGCAAGACUCGUGCGGAAAUGUUUGGCUUGGGUUUUGAUUAUUAAGUCACAUCAUCGUACCGCGGCCAGCAAUGCUGUCAUGAACGGAACGUACCGUUCAGACAGUGGUGAAUGCAUGUGCGUGGGCUUAUGACCUAAUCAGGUCGAAUAUCUUUCCCGAGGCCCACAACAUCGCAGCAGCGCAACACCACUUCCAAUGUUCCGGAGCCUUCGUUCG
This is a messenger RNA of Mytilinidion resinicola, 800 nucleotides long. RefSeq lists its product as uncharacterized. The coding region runs from base 231 to 716 and encodes 161 amino acids. NCBI's taxonomy places the organism in Eukaryota, Fungi, Ascomycota, Dothideomycetes, Mytilinidiales, Mytilinidiaceae. The transcript is spliced from 4 exons. The record is from RefSeq and is a predicted model, not a curated record.